This is a messenger RNA of Closterium sp. Naga37s-1, 4239 nucleotides long. The record is from the annotation of a GenBank genome assembly. NCBI's taxonomy places the organism in Eukaryota, Viridiplantae, Streptophyta, Zygnematophyceae, Desmidiales, Closteriaceae.
AUGGGCGACGACAUGGAGAAAGCCGAGGCGCAGCUCCUCCUAAUGCGCCUCUACCGGGACCUCAACCAGCUGUCCACUUGGGUGCCGCUCCUGCUGAUGCGCCUGUACCCGGAUCUCAACCAGCUGUCCGCGGGGGAGCGCGUGCACCUAUACUCAGCCAUCCAUUUCCCGGCCCCCACCUCCCCUGUUCGUGCCUCCCUCUCCCCACCCCCCACCUCCCCCCCAUCCUCCUUCCCCCCCCAGCUCCUGUUAAUGCGCCUGUAUCCGGAUCUCAACCAGCUGUCCGCGGGGGAGCGCGUGCAGCAGCGCGUGAAGCGCAUGGGCGGCAACGUUCGGCAGCUAGUGGAGCAGCUGUGGGCGGAGGUGGAGGACAUGGAGCGCGCGCGCAUGCAGGCCCGGGCGGCACGGGCGGGGGGAACCGGAGGAGGAAGGGGCGGUGAAGCUUCCUCCGGAGUGGUUUCGUCUCCUGGUGGUGGAACAUCUGUCGGUGAAGCUGGUAGUUCCGCCGUUACAUCUGCCGUUUCAUCUUCUGACGCUGGAACUGGCGCGAAAGCGAAGGAGAAGGAGGAGGAGAGGGAGGAAGUUUUGCCAGUAUUACAGAGGCCAGCGGGGUUUGGGCGGUUCGAUAGUGCUGCAGAGGCGAGCAAGGUCUCUUCUGACAAGGGCGUGCCAGGGGAGACGAUGGGAGGAAAGGGGAAGAAGGGGAAGAAGGGGAGAGAGGAGAGGGAAGAGGUGAUGCCCGUGUUGCAGAGGCCAGCAGGGUCUGUGAGGGCUGUGAGUGCGGCUGAGGCAAGCACGGUGGUUGAUAAGGGUGUGGAAGGGGAGGCGAAGCAGGCGAAAAAGGAGGAAGAGGAGAAGAGGGAAGAGUUCGUGCCAGUGCUGCAGAGGCCAGCAGGGUCUGUGAGGGCUGUGAGUGCGGCUGAGGCAGGCACGGUGGUUAAUAAGGGUGUGGAGGGGGAGAGGACGCAGAAGAAGGAGGAAGAGGAGAGGGAAGGGGUGAUGCCCGUGUUGCAGAGGCCAGCAGGGUCUUUGUGUGCGGUAGAAGCAAGCACAGGCGUGGAGGGGGAGACGAAGCAGAAGGAGGAGAAAGAGGAGAGGGAAGCGGUGCCAGUGUUGCACAGGCCAGCGGGGUCUGUGCGUGCAGUAGAGGCGAGCAGCACAGCGGUUGAUAAAGCUGUUGAGGAGGAGGGGAAGCAGAAGGGUGUGGGGAAAAAGGAGAAGGAACAGGCACUGCCAGCGUUGCAGAGGCCUGUGAGUGGGACGGCUGUCGGGAUUGCUGAGUCGACUGAAAAGACUAGCAAGGUUGCCGGAGUCCUGUUCCGACCCCUCGCGCCCUCCCGUUCCCCCUGCCACCCCCAUUCUUUCCACCUCUCUCAUCUCAAGUCGCUGGGAACCAGCAAGCCACUGGCUGUAACACCUAUUCCCAAGGGCCUUCCCACCGCCAUCACCCCUCCGCCUGUUGACCUGCGCCGCACCCGUCCUGAUUCCCCUCGCCCGCCCUUCCCCCCCAAACCCUGUUCUCUCCCCCACUGCAGGCCUUCCAAGCCUGUGACCACCAGCAGCCCCCAGGCUGUGUCGCCUAUCCCCAACGGCCCGCCCCCCAUCGUCACCCCGCCACCUGUUGACCUGCCAGCCCCUCCCCUCCCUACCCUCCCACCCCGUUUUUCCCCACUCUCCAGGCCUUCCAAGCCUCUGAACACCAGCAACCCCCAGGCUGUGACGCCUAUCCCCAAGGGCCUUCCCCCCGUCGUCACCCCUCCACCUGUCGACCUGCGCCGCACCCGCCCCGACUCCCCCUGCCCGCCCCUCCCCCCCAAACCACGCCCUUUCCUCUCCUCGCCUGCCCCUGCCCCGCCUCCUGCUGCCGAAGCUGUUCCUGUCCCUGCUGAUGCCGCUUCUACUCCUGCUGCUCCUCCUGCUGCUGCUGCUGCUGCUCCUGCUGCUGCUGCUGCUGCUGCUGCUCCCACCACUGCCACUGCCUCUUCUGCUGCUGAUAAUGCUGGUGUUGAUAUCACUUCGCUAAGUGCUGCUGCUGAUUCCCAUAGCAGUGAUGAUCUGCUGAAGGGCAUCAAACUGUGGGGCCUCAAUACUUCUCCUGAGCACAUGGCACAUGGCACAUGGCAGGAGGAGAAGGCGAUUCAGCAAGCAGAGAAGGAGCGCACAACAGUGCCAGCCAAGGUCGUCAGCUGCAACCACGGCGGCCUCGUGCUUUCACUCAACGGCGUACAAGCCUUCCUCCCAGCCAGCUACAUGCACCCGGAGCUGCGCCGGUGGAGCUUCCGAGGCUGGCUCCGAGCCAACGGGCACGACCCGAACCUGUUUGGGGCGCGGGAGGAGAGUGGUGGAGGGGAGGGGGGAGGCAGGGAAGGGGAGAAAUGGAAGGCAUGGAACAAGGGGAAAGAAGGGAAAGAAGGGAAAAAGGGGGAAGAGAAGGAAGAGGGGGGAGAAGAGGGGAGAAUGGAAGGAGAGGGGGGAGAGGGAGAAGAGCAGGCAGGUGGAGGGGAGGGUGUGGAGGCCUUGAGGGUUCAGCUGAGUGAGCAGUACACUCAGGAAAAACUCACUCUCUUCUCGUCCUAUGUGGGGGAGGAGGUGCGAGUGAGAGUUGAAAGGUGUGACUCUAAGACGCGCUCUGUCUUUGUGACACAAAGGGGGGCUGAUCUGGAAGACGAGGAGAGGGUGGAGCGAAGGGAGCAGCUGCAGCACCGGCUGGAAGCUGGGGAUGCUGUAACGUCCACAGUGGUGUACAUUGGUGACAUGAACAUGACCGUUCAGGUGGAGGGAGUGAACGUCAUGAUCCAUUAUGACAGUAUCCGGCAGCUGAAGCAAGGACCAGUGGACACGUGGCCCUUCCCCAUUGGCCAUUCCCUGCCAGUGCAUGUGCUUCGCAGCAAACCCGUCCAAAAGCGCCUGCUCUUUGCACUGGAGCCGCUGCAAGGGCAGCAGCCGGGGCAGGGGCAGGGGCAGCACCAACAGCAGAGGAAGCAGCGGCAGCAAAUAAAGUCUCCCGCACUCUUUUCUCCCUCCCCCCUGCACCCCGCUCACCCCAGUCCCUCGGCUGAGCUGGAAGCAGUGGCAGCCAGUCUCAGAGAGACACCUGGCAUAACGUCGGUGACUCUGGGGCGUGUGAUUGGUGGAGGCGCCUUGGCUCCUGGAUUUCAGUUGCCCACGCGCACGCGGGUGGGCGAGUGGGAAGCUCAUCGCGACGACUACGAGGGGAUGAAGGAGGAGGAGGACGAAGCAGACGAGCCCGACGUGCCUUCCUUCCCCGCGCUCGAGGCUGCUGUUGACGCCGCUAUUGCGCGGCUGGGUGGGUUUGUGCUGCCGAAACUCAACUGGAGCUGCCCUAAGGACGUGGGUUGGCUGAGUGCAACGGGCACGCCCAAGUGCUGCAAUGCCCAGGAGGUCUUUCUGCUGCUCAAGGCCUCCGACUCCCUCACCUACGACCUCUGCCAUGCCUUUGACAGUUGUAUUGACUCUUCUGCAGCUGGUGGUUCUUCACAUGCGGAAGCACCUUCAGUAGCCGAUUGUUCCGAGACUAGCAACGGCAGGAGCAAUGGCGGAGCACAUGUGGUGGCUACAGGAACAGAUGAGAAGCAGCAGGAGCCGACCAGGGCUGAGAGGAAUGGUGGUGCAAAGCCGUGGGAAGAGCAGCACGCAGAAGAGGUGGAGCAGCAUGAGUGUGCGCAGCAGAGCCGUCCGUCUGAGUUCGUUCUCGCCUUGCGCAAGUGGUUUGACCUUCGGCCAGAAAUGGAGUUUCGCUGCUUUGUCAAGGCCCAUCAACUCAUUGAAUUGGAGGAGUUAUCGAAUGAGGCUGAUAAGAGCGAGGACACGGAUGAUACGGGAGCAAGUGUGGAGGCAGCAGAGAAGCAGGAAGAGGAGAUAGUCACCAUGGAGGCAGCAGCAGUGAAUGGUGGAGAUGGAGAUGGUGUCAACACUUUUGCAGCAGCGAUCGUGGUUGAAGAUGAAGCAGUAAAUGCGAAGUGUGUAGGAGUCGCUGUGAAAGGGGACAUCAUGGUGAAAGGAUCAAAGGCGAAUGCAACUGCAAAGGGGCGAGUGCUUACAAAGGAGGAACACGUUGAGGGGUAUGAGACCCGAGAGGUGUUGAGUGUUGAGAUGCCGAGGAGAAGCGAGAGGCUCAAGAAAAUGUUUCAUGGAUUGGAUGUCAAGGCGCUCAACUUCAAGACACGUAAGGAGAGGUUCAAGGUGCAGGAGCUGCAGGGGAGUGUGAAGGCGACUUAG